UACGCUGCUCCCGUUACAGUAUUUGUAGCAGUGUUUUGGUUCUAUCUAUGUUUACGAAAGGACAGUUUGGGCUGCCGUGUAAUUUAUAUGUAAAUAUACACGUCCUAAAGCGAUAAGAGGGAUGCGUAAUGUGCACUUUUUGGCGAGCAGUGUUGAAAUAGCCUCAUUGUUUGGUUUGUCAUUAUUUGCUGAAAUAUCUUGAGGACACCAGUCAGGGAACCAACAUCAGUCCUGCAACAUGGCAUAUCGACAUGGUCGAAAAAGUAUUAGAGAGGCCUAUGAGGACCACUUCACAGCAGUGGAUGCAAGAGAGGUGACAGUUCAUCGAGUUGUCAAUAUUGUUGAAAAGAGGAACCCAAUGCCACGGCAGGGGUUGGAAUUUGAUAGAGGAUUUAAUGAUGACUCGUGGUAUGGCAGUCCUCGAAAUUACCAGGACAGUUACCAGGACAGUUACCCGGACAGCUACCAGGACAAUUACCAGGACAGUUACCAGGAAGCAAGAAGUCACAGCGAAGGGAGCUAUCCUCCCAGUGAUCGUCGAUACUUUGAUGAUAGCGCCAACUUUGGGAGUUAUCGCAGACAUUCCUCACCACCACGAAAUGGGGCUUCGUACUCCCAACAGAGCUAUGGAAGAGAUGAUCUGAGGCAUCAGUUAGUCUCAAGGAGCAGUGGUAGACCUCACCAUUUCCGCAAAAGAGGUCGAGGGUCAGGUCCUCCUCAAAGGACAGAACAGGACAGAAAAGCCAAAGAAGAUCGUGAUGACUAUAGGACCUGUCAGCCUCUUGUUAUCACACGGGACCGCUCUCCUGGAAGGAGGGAAGCCCAGCCGUCUGUAACUGUUCGCUCUGGAUCAAAUAGCAACAACAGGAACUUCUCUCCUGACAAGGACAAAAGCUAUUCCUAUCAGCAGUCACAGCAAAAGCAUAAGCCCAAUGUGGUGAUGAGUCACACUCCCAGUAGCUCUGCGGAGGGGUCUCCUCACAGUUCAGGAUCUUCAAAGGAAAAACCUUCAGCAUCUGUAGCGGAGUCAGAGGAGGUGGCGGCUGCCAGCAUGGAGCCAAAGCUGACACCAGAGGAAGACUUCAAGGCUCGCCGGUUGGAGGCCAUUAAGGCUAAGGCUCUGGAAAUUGAGAAGCAUUACAGGCAGGACUGUGAGACAUUUCGCACAGUGGUGAAGAUGCUGGUGGACAAGGAGCCCAGCUUGGAUAAUCUGCUGCAAGCUCCUCUAGAUGCAAACCUGUUGGACAUCAAACAACACUGCCUUGAUGCCCUUAAAAACUUCAUGAAGGAGCUGGAUGAGAUAUGAGAGCAGCUGUACACAACAGCAGAAACCCCACAUCACAAAACGCUGAGGUGACAAUGUAGAGUAUUAACACAAAUAAUUUAUCCAAAGUUUUUCAUUUUUCAUUUUUCAUCAUGUCCUUUAGUCAAAUAUUAAUGAUUGUGAUUUUUAUUUUAUUAUUUUUUUAAUCAAGUAUUAUAAACUGAAGACAGGAUUUCUGGGAAGGUAAGGAAGAUGUGUUAAGACGAGACUGAGUUACUGAUAAAAUGGAUAUGUGGUUACAGUGAAAUACUUUUUGUAUUUGAAGUGAAAUCAAAAGGACCUUUUUGGACUGAGAUGCAAGCGUUGCAGUUUUUAUUAAAGACUCAACAAAUUAAGUUUGCAGCUUCAGCUGCAUUUUUUUUGACAAUGAAUCAUGUUGACAAAACCAGCUAGAGGCUUGGUUGGUUUUAUUAUUGAAUCCUAUUGAUGAUGCACUGCCAGAGAAAUUAGUGAAUCAUGAAACUAAUUUAGUGACGUGUAAUAAUUGUCCUUCCGUUCUUUGCUUGUCUUGCCUUUAUGAUUGCAAUUGCUACUGAUGCAAACUUAGAGAUAGAUUAAUGUCUUUGAAGUGGAGUUUUAUGAGGUACUUACCCAUAGCCAGCGUCUUACCUACAGCAUAUUAUACCCUGCAUGCUUCAGGUUUUUAAAAGCAAAGACGACUGCUGGCAGAAAUGCCAAGUCUACUGCUGUUAUCAGGGUCAGCAGCAAAACAUGUGUUAGCCACCUAAAAAGACAUCCACCCUUAAAGAAAAUCAAUAUCCAUUUAAGCAUACACUAUAUUUAGAAUAUUCCCAUAGCUUUACCUCAUCAUCGGACAGCCCUUUUCUUUAGCACUACAUUUUGUCACCCAUGGAACUUCUGUAUUCCUACUCACUUGCGUAGACAGCUGCAGGAGUUCCAGGGAUCAACAGUAGGUAAUACAGUGGCUAUGAAUAGGUACUUCAUACAACCCCACUUCAAAGAGAAACACAAGUAUUUUUCAGCCAGUAUUGAAGGGUCCAACUCUAUAUGGUAUUUUAUCAGUGCAGUGCUAUUUCAUACAAAGGAGAGUGCAUUUUAUACAUCAUAUUUUGUCUUAUUUUAAGUUUAAAGUGAACUUCUGAUGAAUUCUUUCAAAUCUAUUGAGAAACUUUUGUAAAUAAAUGGUGUGGCCUUAAAAAUAAAAUGACCCCCCCACCCCC
This is a messenger RNA of Stegastes partitus (bicolor damselfish), 2505 nucleotides long. Its product is annotated as periphilin-1. The transcript is spliced from 10 exons. Lineage: Eukaryota; Metazoa; Chordata; Actinopteri; Pomacentridae. The record is from RefSeq and is a predicted model, not a curated record. Gene Ontology annotation, biological process: negative regulation of gene expression, epigenetic; negative regulation of DNA-templated transcription; protein localization to heterochromatin. Gene Ontology annotation, cellular component: nucleoplasm. The coding region runs from base 239 to 1306 and encodes 355 amino acids.